UGAUGUGCUCGUAGUGAUCGGCAGAAUUGGUGGAUGAAUGUUGUCGUUGGCCUGGACUCCGUAUGUAGCCAGGUCGGUCCUCAGGUAUUGUGAGUUCGGAUCUAUUCUGAACAAUGCCGGUGUUGAUGAUGAAAGAGUCACGGUGAUAAGACUUCCAUAGUUCGUGUCCGUUCUCAACGAUAGAUAGGCGCCGUCGUACGGACCUCCAAUGACCUUGACCCAGAAAUUGGUAGAUAGAGGCAGUGGCGGACUUGUGGUCGCUGCUGCAGAGCUACUCGAAGAACUGCUUGACGAGCUACUUGAAGAAUUACUGGACGAACUGCUGGAAGCUCUUGAUGACGAACUUGACGAGGAAACUGACGAUGAAAUUGACGACGAACUUGACGAAGAAAUUGACGAUGAAAUUGACGACGAACUCGACGAUGAAAUUGACGACGAACUUGACGAUAUGCUAGAUGAUGCGCUCGAAGAUGAGCUGGACGACGAAAUUGACGACAGGCUAGAUGAUAUGCUCGAAGAUGAGCUGGACGAGAAGCUCGACGAUAUACCAGAGCUUGAGCUAUUAGGAUCUGGGCAACUGACCACCCUCAGGGCAGAAUAA
Molecule: messenger RNA, 601 nt
Organism: Aureobasidium pullulans EXF-150
Lineage: Eukaryota; Fungi; Ascomycota; Dothideomycetes; Dothideales; Saccotheciaceae
Exons: 1
Coding region: 209-601 (130 amino acids)
Source: RefSeq, a predicted model, not a curated record